This is a messenger RNA of Lampris incognitus (smalleye Pacific opah), 1902 nucleotides long. Its product is annotated as potassium voltage-gated channel subfamily D member 3-like. Gene Ontology annotation, biological process: protein homooligomerization; potassium ion export across plasma membrane. NCBI's taxonomy places the organism in Eukaryota, Metazoa, Chordata, Actinopteri, Lampriformes, Lampridae. Gene Ontology annotation, cellular component: membrane; voltage-gated potassium channel complex; neuronal cell body. The record is from RefSeq and is a predicted model, not a curated record. Bases 1 to 1902 code for a protein of 633 amino acids. Gene Ontology annotation, molecular function: A-type (transient outward) potassium channel activity; protein binding. The transcript has 10 exons.
AUGGCAGCGGGAGUAGCGGCCUGGCUGCCCUUCGCCCGGGCGGCAGCCAUCGGGUGGAUGCCCGUGGCCAACCUGCCCAUGCCCGUCGCACCCACCGAGAAGAACAAGAGGCAGGACGAGCUGAUCAUCCUCAACGUCAGCGGGCGGCGCUUCCAGACCUGGAGGAACACGCUAGACCGCUACCCGGACACCCUGCUGGGGAGCUCUGAGAAGGAGUUCUUCUACAACGAGGAGACCAAAGAGUACUUCUUCGACCGUGACCCGGACGUUUUCCGCAGCGUGCUCAACUUCUACCGCACGGGCAAGCUCCACUACCCGCGCUACGAAUGCAUUUCCUCCUACGACGAAGAGCUGGCCUUCUUUGGCAUCAUCCCAGAGAUCAUCGGCGACUGCUGCUACGAAGAGUACAAGGACAGGAAGAGGGAGAACGCGGAGCGCCUCAUGGAUGACCAGGAGGACAACAAGGACAGCAAGCUGCCAAACAUGACCUUCCGUGAGACCAUGUGGCGGGCCUUCGAGAACCCCCACACCUCCACCAUGGCCCUGGUCUUCUACUAUGUCACCGGCUUCUUUAUCGCCAUCUCUGUCAUCACCAACGUGGUGGAGACGGUCCCCUGUGGCUCCGCGCCCAACCAGAAGGAGGUGCCGUGCGGUGAGCGGUACACAGUUGCCUUCUUCUGCAUGGACACGGCCUGCGUCAUGAUCUUCACCGUGGAGUAUUUGAUGCGCCUGUUCGCUGCGCCGAGCCGCUAUCGCUUCAUGCGGUCUGUCAUGAGCAUCAUCGACGUGGUGGCCAUCUUGCCCUACUACAUCGGCCUGGUGAUGACCGACAACGAGGACGUGAGCGGUGCCUUCGUGACGCUGCGCGUGUUCCGGGUAUUCCGCAUCUUUAAGUUCUCCCGUCACUCGCAGGGCCUGCGCAUCCUUGGCUACACGCUGAAGAGCUGCGCCUCGGAGUUGGGCUUCCUUCUCUUCUCCCUCACCAUGGCCAUCAUCAUCUUCGCCACUGUCAUGUUCUACGCGGAGAAGGGCUCGUCCUCCAGCAAGUUCACCAGCAUCCCGGCCUCCUUCUGGUACACCAUCGUUACUAUGACGACGCUCGGGUAUUGUCAUGUCGUGCCUCACACUAUGAUAGGCCUCUAUACAGGCAAUAUCACAACGCUGUCAGUAGUAGUAGUAGUAGCAGUAGUAGUAGCAGUAGUAAUUUCCUCGUGGAAUCGCGUUCUUCACAGACGCACACGAGCAGACACGCUGAGGCCGCAAGACAAAGCCCGCCUGGCCAGGAUACGAAUAUCCAAGACGGGCAGCUCCACCGCUUUCCUCUACAGCAAGCGCAACGGCCUCUUCAACGAAACCCUGGAGCUCACGGGGUCGCCGGAUGAGCAGCGACUAAGCAAGUCCACCUCUCUAUUAGAGAGCCAGCACCACCACCUGCUGCACUGUCUGGAGAAAACCACCAACCACGAGUUUGUGGAUGAGCAGUGCUACCAGCAGAGCUACCUAGAAGGGGUGCCACAGAACUACCAGUCCCGAAGCCCCUCCCUCGCCAGCCAAGACGGCGUGACGGGCACGUGCUGCACCCGCCGGAGCAAGAAGCAGCACACACCUUUACCCAACGCCAGCGGCCCGGCCGGUGCACACAUGCACCCUCUGGCGCACACGCACUUGCACCCACACAGCUUGCAGGAGCUCAGCACCAUCCACAUCCAGCCUCUCGGCACCAGUCGCUCCAGUCUGAACAUGCGCGUGGACGAUCCGGCGCCGCUCAACUGCCAGGGAGGCCAGAUCACCACGGCGAUCAUCAGCAUCCCCACGCCACCAGCAACGAGUCCUGAGGGGGACGCCACCCUGCCGCCCCCGGGCCCCGCCCACCCCAACGUUGUGAAGGUGUCCGCACUGUGA